This is a messenger RNA of Corticium candelabrum, 2211 nucleotides long. RefSeq names its product E3 ubiquitin-protein ligase COP1-like. Gene Ontology annotation, molecular function: protein binding; ubiquitin protein ligase activity. The transcript has 23 exons. The record is from RefSeq and is a predicted model, not a curated record. NCBI's taxonomy places the organism in Eukaryota, Metazoa, Porifera, Homoscleromorpha, Homosclerophorida, Plakinidae. Gene Ontology annotation, biological process: proteasome-mediated ubiquitin-dependent protein catabolic process. The coding region runs from base 91 to 1941 and encodes 616 amino acids.
CCAUCAAACUAUGAUGGGUCCACCGCGGUUGUGUGGCGGCGUUUUAAUUCAGCAAUAAAUCAUUCAGACAGUCCACACGAACAAGACACGAUGUCACUAUCACUGGGCAGCGGAACACCACGAAAACGGCCACGUUCUCCCACCUCAUCAUCGAGCAAGUCUCACCUGCGCAUAGAUCGUCGAGACAGCGAGUUUUUGUGUCCCGUCUGUUUCAAUGUAAUUAGUGAUGCUUACGUCACUAAGUGUGGUCACAGUUUUUGUCAUGCGUGUAUUGUGAAGAGUCUGAAGGAGAGCAAUCGAUGUCCGAAGUGUAAUUUGGCUGUGAAUAAAGUCGAUGACAUUUUUCCGAAUUUUGCGUUGAGUGAAUUGAUAUCAAGAUGCAAACAGCAGGAACGAGACUUUGGCAAACACAAAAACUUCACCAACUUGUCUGCCAUCAAUGGACUUCAAGAAAAUCUGUCUCUAAUCGAGAUAAAUUUUUGGUUGAAAGCUCUAGAGGACAGAAAACGGCAUCUAGAGCUCGGCUCGGCAUUUGUUCAACAUCAACUUACACUGGAAUUCCUGCAUCAAAUAAAAAACAAGAAACAACAGGAAUUCGAUCAGCUGCAGCAGGAACUGAGAGUAAUCGACGAGGAUCUCUGCCAGAUUCAAGGAUGUUUAACACGACAACGAAGCAGCAAAGCCGUCAAGUUGGAGAAGAGCGAAGUCGGUUGUGUCGCAAGUGGAGAUGUACUUAACUCUAGUGGACUGUGGCAAGACACAGUUGGUGAAGCAGGAUUCAACGGAAGUUUGACUUCGGGUUGUCAGUCAGUUCUACAGAUGAUCGCCUCUCAGAAGAAGGAACUGCACAUACACUUUGGUGGGCUAGAGACUGCUUACUGCAAAACAAGGAUUGGAGAUUUUACAGACUCCACAAGAGAUGGUCUGGAGUCGUUCUCAAAAACUCUUAUGAACUCAACUCGGUUCAACGAUUUUCGCACACUUGCCUCUCUCACUUACGGCGAAGUUCCCAGCGGCUCCAGCAUCGUAUCAAGCAUCGAGUUCAGCAAGGAAAGCGACUACUUUGCUAUUGCAGGAGUGACUAAGAAAAUUAAGGUUUUCGACUACAAUAUUGUGAUAGACGAUCCUGUAGACAUUCAUUAUCCAGUCAAGGAAAUGGUUUGUAACUCCAAGAUAAGCUGCAUCAGUUGGAACAUGUAUCACAAAGAGAAGCUCGCCAGCAGUGAUUACGACGGAAUGGUCACCGUUUGGGAUGCUUUCUCUGGUGAGAAAGCGAUCGUGUUUCAGGAGCACGAGAAACGAUGUUGGAGUGUGGAUUUCAACAUGAUGGAUGCUAAACUACUGGCAUCCGGGUCGGACGACGGCAAGGUCAAAGUGUGGUCAACAGAGAGGGAGCAUUCUGUGGCGUGUAUUGAAGCCAAGGCAAACGUUUGUUGCGUCCAGUUCAAUCCCCGCAGUCGUUUUCACUUGGCAUUCGGGUCAGCAGAUCACUGCAUUCACUAUUACGAUCUGAGGAAUACCAAGGAGCAGCUGUGUGUGUUGAAGGGUCACAAGAAGGCCGUCUCGUAUGUCAAAUUCAUGGAUCAAGACGUCUGUGUGUCAGCCUCAACCGACAGUCAACUGAAACUGUGGAAUGUCGCCGAUUGUCAGUGCCUUCGAACGUUUUGCGGCCACAUCAACGAGAAAAACUUUGUCGGACUAGCAAAGAACGGAGACUUUGUCGCUUGCGGAAGCGAGAACAAUUCUCUCUGUAUCUACUACAAGGGAUUGUCAGAGCUCCUUUUGUCGCAUCGAUUUGGCAGUGUCAGGACAUUGCUGGAGAAGGCGAAGAAAGAUGAAGAAACAAAUGACUUUGUGAGCGCUGUUAGCUGGAAACCGGAUUCGAAUGUUAUAAUCGCAGCUAACAGUCAAGGUGUAAUCAAGUUGCUUGAGAUGGUGUGACGUGACGUCAUGCUAGUAGAGGAGCCUUUAUCGUUCAAGUAAUAAAUUUAAUAUCAAUAUAUCACUUGCAGACAGUCAAGACGUUACGGUAAGGCACACGAUGUGCUGUCUGAACGAUGUAGUGCAGAGCAGUAGAAAGCUGAGGACAACCAGUUUAAUUCCGGAUUUAUUAUCAGUUGCCGGUGUUCAUUGAUUCUUAUAUUUUGGCUAUUUUGUUUUCAGUAUUGGUACCUUCAAAUACAGUACCUUCAAAUAUAAUUGCUUUAGCUA